AGCCUGUGCUCUAUCCGCUGGGCCAUGCUGCUUCUUGGAAGAAGUUUUUAAAAAAAUCUGCACUCCUUAAACUUGUAUUUUCACGCAUUAUGGGCAAUUGAAAAAUGAACAUAUGUAGCUGACUUGAACAAGCGAGCUGACUUGCUAUUGAAAUGUAAUUUUUAAUUCUCAGUACAUUUAAUGAAUAACCAUUUAUGGGUAAGGGGAGUAAAGGACAGUAAAUCUUAUUAUGGCAGUAUGAGCCUAUCUGUUAAUGCACUUGUGCAAAAGAUGACUUCAAAAGAUCCCGAACUGGAGAAAUAAAACUGGAAUAGUGCCUGGGGCAUAAUUGAUACCAUGAAACUGGUAUAAUGUUCUUUGUAUCUUCCCAUUGGUUGGGGUUAUUUAUCCAGAUGUUCAGCCUUUGCAUAAAAGAAAGGGGCUACUGAGUGAAUUUGAGUGAAUCCUGCCAACUGGCUACAUUCAUUAACUUGACAAUGGCAAGAACGGUUUUACCUACGAUUUUACUUCUCUGCCUUGUAAGCACAUAUCACAGUGUGAAUGGAAUUUUUAUGGAAAAGCUCGCUAGCAAGAAGCUCUGUGCUGAUGAAGAGUGUGUCUAUACUAUUUCCCUUGCUAAAGCAGAAGAUGAUUACAAUGCCCCGGACUGUAGGUUUAUUAACAUUAAAAAAGGGCAACAGAUCUAUGUGUAUUCAAAACUAGUGAAAGAAAAAGAAGCUGGAGAAUUUUGGGCUGGAAGUGUAUACGGCGAUCAGUAUGAUGAAGGAAUAGGAGUUGUUGGUUACUUUCCUAGAGCGCUAGUGAAAGAGCAGCAUGUCUACCAAGCAGCCAACAAGGAAAUCCCUACAACGGAUAUUGACUUCUUCUGUGAAUAGAAUGCGUACGGAUGAAUCAGAUGAAACCCUGGAUCCAAAGCAAACUAAAUAAAAC
This is a messenger RNA of Tachyglossus aculeatus (Australian echidna), 930 nucleotides long. It is a transcript of the gene OTOR, whose product is annotated as otoraplin. Gene Ontology annotation, biological process: cartilage condensation. Gene Ontology annotation, molecular function: protein binding. The record is from RefSeq and is a predicted model, not a curated record. Bases 477 to 875 code for a protein of 132 amino acids. Lineage: Eukaryota; Metazoa; Chordata; Mammalia; Monotremata; Tachyglossidae. The transcript is spliced from 4 exons.